Molecule: messenger RNA, 576 nt
Organism: Periconia digitata
Lineage: Eukaryota; Fungi; Ascomycota; Dothideomycetes; Pleosporales; Periconiaceae
Source: the annotation of a GenBank genome assembly
AUGCCAUCGUACGAAGCGAGACUGCUUUCCGACUUCCUCAUCGCCCCCGCAUCAUUGCGCGAUUUCAUGACACUGCGCCAAUUCACCGACAUAUUUCCAAAAGGCCUUCGCUCGAACCCGGCGGUCAAACAGCUAUAUCAUGAACUCUAUACUCUGAGAGAAAAAGACGUCGAAUUGGUGCGCCAGGACAUCGCCGAGGAGAUCAAGCGGUCAAAACAGCUUAAACGAGAGUAUGCUCAUGAGAGACGACAAAUAGACGAUGCCAAUGUACCAGGGAUUAAUCCCGUAGCUCUUCGCAUGGAGCAGGAGCUCUUCAACGAUGGACGCAAGAAGCCCCACACCCUACAAACGGUUCACGCAAGCAUCGAAGAAGCAUGUGAAAGCCUCGAGUCGCAGAUAGCCGAGCUGGAAGAAGAAUCUCGCAGUGCCCUUGCGGAGGUGGACGAAGCUGUAGGCGCACUCAGUGACCUUCGCCACGGCCGAUUCGCGCAGACGGCAAGCGGUGGGAACAUCGGAGAGGAAGUUCUUGCCACUUUGAAGAGACUCGAGCAAGCCUGCACAAUCCCGGCUGGAUGA